CGCGGCGUGCUUGCUCUAUUAGAGAAUAUUCAAGCUAGUGAGCGUACUAGCGAGCUCCUAAAUAAAGUUGGCCGUCAAUUACUUUCCGUCAAAAAGCGAUUGGAGUAUUAUAUCAGAGGUAGAGGGUACAUAUUCUUACGAUAUCAAACUCAGUUGCAAAGUCCACAUUUAUCUUCGGGCGAUUAUUCGCCCUCGCUCUAUUUAUACGAAUCGGAUUCUAGUAGCUUUGAUAUCUUCGAAGAAAUAGAAUUGCGGCUAUUUAGCGAAAGCCUAUAG
This is a messenger RNA of Penicillium hordei, 276 nucleotides long. RefSeq lists its product as uncharacterized. The record is from RefSeq and is a predicted model, not a curated record. NCBI's taxonomy places the organism in Eukaryota, Fungi, Ascomycota, Eurotiomycetes, Eurotiales, Aspergillaceae. The transcript has 2 exons. The annotation marks the transcript as partial.